UUUAAUUAGAAGGAAAUUAAUUAAAGAUAGAAUUAUAUAUGGCUGAUUAUUCUUCUUGUUCAACAGAAAAUAGAAAUUUGUUUACUCCUUGUGCUGCGUGUAAAUGUCUACGUCGCCGAUGUUUGGAAGAUUGCCUGUUAAAGCCUUACUUUCCACCAAAUGAGCCCAUGAAAUUCAUCGUCGCUCAUAAAAUAUUUGGAGCAAGCAACAUCAUCAAGGUGCUGCAGGAUCUUCCAGCAACACAACGAGGAGAUGCAGUUAAUAGCCUUGUUUAUGAAGCAAAUGCAAGGAUGAGAGAUCCAAUAUAUGGGAGUGCUGGUGUAAUUUCCCAUCUUCAUGACCAAAUGACUAAACUCCAAGCACAAGUUGCUCUGGCUCAAGCUCAAAUCUCUAAUUUACAAUCUCAAAAUGCUAAUUUGAUGACUUUAAUACCCUACCAACAAUCAUUAUCAGAUCACCAUUAUACAUUUCAAAAUUCAACCCCUUUGUCAUAUGAUAAUAAUACUGAUAUUUGGCAUCUAGGUGACACAACUUGGAACUCUUUCUGGUCAUGAUGACAAGAUAUAUUCAUUAUUUUCUAAUUGGGGUACAUAAUAUUUGAAAGGAUUGUGAUGAGAUGGAAAAUUAAACUCUCAUCAACAAUCUUUUUUAAUGUAUGUUACAUCAUUUUUUAUUUAUUUUAUAGAUGAUACUACAUUUAAUUACAA
Messenger RNA from Solanum pennellii, 707 nucleotides. Its product is annotated as LOB domain-containing protein 1-like. The record is from RefSeq and is a predicted model, not a curated record. The transcript is spliced from 2 exons. Bases 39 to 554 code for a protein of 171 amino acids. NCBI's taxonomy places the organism in Eukaryota, Viridiplantae, Streptophyta, Magnoliopsida, Solanales, Solanaceae.